AUGGUUGGCGCAAAGCAGAAGAAGGUAUCCGCAAGUGCGGCCAGGACAUCUUCUUCCCUCAGCGCGCCGCGAGCCGAAUUCAAUAAUGCAGGCAUGCGAUAUUACUCAUCUGAGGAAGAAAAUGAUGAUGAAGACGAGAUUCCGCAGAAGGACGAGGUAGAAGAGAAACUCGAGAAGCUGCUGUUCGGCGACGACGACGGGUUCAGAGCGGCGUUGAAAAAUCAUGGAGAGCAACGAUCAACAGAUCUCGUCAUGCUUAGUGACAAGGAAGAUGGAGAAGGGGAUGGUGACAUUGAAGAGAAUAUGGAUGAUGUUGCAGAUGCCGAUCUCUUUUUCCUAGACUCAGGUGCCGUGGAAGCACAAGAUGGAGGCGAUUACCCAUCCGAUGUUUUGGCUAUUGAAGGCAAAGACGAAGCUGGCAUUGUUAGCCGACCAGCUGUAUGGGUUGAUAGUGACGACGAGCGCAUGGCCAUAUCACUUGCGGGACAUAAACGACUGAGGAAACUACGCAUCGCCGAGUCGGACGACGUUGUCAGCGGGACGGAAUAUAUAAGGAGGCUACGCACACAGUAUUUGCGACUACAUCCCACGCCUGACUGGGCCAAUCCAGAAAUCAAAAGGAAACACCGCAAGAAGCGAAGUGGCAGCAGCAGUGGUUCUGAAGAUGGGCUUUCCGGUAGUGAAAUGGAUACCGACGAUGAUGCUGAUGUGUCAGUUAAGCCACUGGCGAAACUUCUUCAAGGUGCUGGCGAUCUUGUGAGAGGGAGUGAGGGUGACAUGGCUGGGAAACCAGUGAAGCUUCGUCAGGAAGUUAUAGAUAUUCAACGUUUGAAGGACGUUGGAGGUGUCCAGCCUUCGUCUAUAGAUUCUUUGUCCUUUCACCCUCAUUAUUCAUUGCUCCUUUCUUCAGGUCCUGCAUCUACUCUCUGGCUACACCAUAUCUCGCCAAAUGCCCCAACCCCCAGCAGUCUCUUGACCUCGCUUCAGAUCCGGAAAACGCCUUUAACUACAUCCGCCUUUGCUCCCUCCGGCAACCGAAUCUUCGCUUCUGGUCGACGACGUUUCUUCCAUGUGUGGGAUCUAGACUCGGGUAAGAUUGAAAAGGUCAAUCCCGCAGCUGAUCGAAAGGAAGAACAAAAGUCGAUGGAAAAGUUCAAGUUGUCCCCUUGUGGCAGAUACGUGGCUUUGAUAGGUUCUGCCCGCAAGGGCGGUGGUGUCAUCAAUGUGCUAGACGCGACUACAGCCCAAUGGAUAGCGCAGGUUCGAGUAGAUGGCAUCGGAGGUGUCGCUGACUUUGCCUGGUGGAGCGAUGGCAAUGGUAUGGUGAUUGCCAGCAAGAACGGCGAGAUCUCAGAGUACGAUAUCCGCCAACGCCGUGUCGUCUGCCGCUGGACCGACGCAGGCGCUGUCGGCACAACUGUCGUUGCUCUGGGUGGUCUCUCCGGUCGACCACAUCUCGGAGCCGACCGCUGGGUAGCCAUUGGCAGUUCGAGCGGCAUUGUCAACGUCUACGACCGCAAGCCAUGGCAAGGAGCCGCCUUGCAGGCGGAACAGUCCAAGAAGUUAAAGAUCGAGGACGCUAUCCCCAGCAAUCCCACCCCGGUUCGAGCACUUGAACAGCUCACGACGUCAAUCACACAGAUCGUUUUUGCGCCUGAUGGACAAUUCAUGGUUAUGGCUAGCCGGUGGAAGCGAGAUGCCUUGCGACUUGUCCACCUACCAUCAUGCACCGUCUAUCGCAAUUGGCCUACAUCCAACACUCCCUUUGGCCGCAUCUCAUCGGUGGCCAUAUCGCCGCAGUCGAAUCUGCUAGCUGUUGCCAACGAGCAGGGCAAGAUUAGGCUGUGGGAGAUCAACGGUUAG
Messenger RNA from Talaromyces atroroseus, 1863 nucleotides. RefSeq lists its product as hypothetical. The transcript has 4 exons. Gene Ontology annotation, biological process: rRNA processing. Gene Ontology annotation, cellular component: small-subunit processome; Pwp2p-containing subcomplex of 90S preribosome. Gene Ontology annotation, molecular function: protein binding. The coding region runs from base 1 to 1863 and encodes 620 amino acids. Lineage: Eukaryota; Fungi; Ascomycota; Eurotiomycetes; Eurotiales; Trichocomaceae. The record is from RefSeq and is a predicted model, not a curated record.